AUGUCCCUCGGGAACUUCUUGGCUGAUGAGACCCCCGCGACUUCCAGCUUUGGUGCCGGCCGCCCCUCUGGUGGCAUGGGCUUCGGCGGCAGCGGUGGUUUCUCCGACCGUAUUGAGCGUGGUGGAUAUUCCAUUCGCGAGCCCCUCGACCUCCCCACCGAGCCUCCGUUCACUUGCCACGUCGGCAACCUGUCCUUCGAUGCGACCGCCGACGACAUCUCCGACCUGUUCUCUGGAUGCGGUGUGACCAAUGUCCGAAUUGUGGAGGACAAGAUGACCAAGGCCCCUAAGGGUUUCGGUUACGUUGAGUUCGAGACCGUCGAAGGCCUGCAGAAGGCCCUGGAUCUGUCUGGCACUUCCCUCCAGGGACGCACCAUCCGCACCAGUGUCGCAGAGCCUCCCAAGGAAUCGCGCUUUGAAGCCCGUGAUGUCGACUGGACCCGCCGUGGACCCCUUCCUGGCCCGCCUGAGCGCCGUAUGCCCGAGCGGUCCAGCUUUGGCCGUAACAUGGAUGCCGCUUCUGAUGCCGGAAGCGACCGCGGUGGCCGUCGCAGCAACUUCGAGGGUGACGGCAAGUUCCGUGACUUCAGCAACUGGGAACGCAAGGGCCCUCUUUCUCCUUCCGCUGGCCCUGUGCGUGAGGGUGGCCGUCCUCGUGACAACGAUGGCCCUGGAUCUGGCUUCCGCCGAAGCUCGCCCGCUUGGGGUGAGGGUCGUUCGCAGGAUGAUGGAUCUCGUCCCCCGCGCCCGGAGCGCGCUCCUCCCGCUCCUACCGCUGCUGAUAUGGACAACCAGUGGCGCGCUAGAAUGCGCCCCGACCAGGCUGCCGAGCCCAGCAACCCUCCCUCUCCCGCCGCCCCUGCUACUCGCCCGAAGCUGAACCUGGCCAAACGCACCGUUGCGGAUGCGCCUACCGGCCCCGCCUCGGGUGGUGAUUCGAAGGCUAGCCCCUUUGGUGCGGCUCGCCCGAUCGACACUGCUACUCGUGAGCGUGAGGUGGAGCAGAAGCGUCAGCUUGCCAUCCGUCAAAAGAAGGAGAGUGAUGAGAAGGUCAAGGCCGAGAAGGCCGAGAAGGCUAAGCAAAAGACCCCCGGUACCGAUUCGAACAAGGACGGCGUCGAUACUCCCCAGGGAGCCAAGAACUUUGAGAUUCUGCGACGGGCUGGUGGUGAUGAGAGCGGCAUGCCUGCUGACGAGGAGACCGUCGAGGAGACCGCCGCCGCUACCCCGGCUGCCGAGGAGGCCCAGAAGAAGGAGUCCGCUAACGGCAACUGGAGAACCGCGGAGGCUCCCGCUCCCACCGAAGAUAACGACGGAUGGAGCACCGUUGGUACGAAGCAGCGCAACAACCGUCGUGGCCAGGCCGGUCGUGCAUAG
Molecule: messenger RNA, 1377 nt
Organism: Penicillium cinerascens
Lineage: Eukaryota; Fungi; Ascomycota; Eurotiomycetes; Eurotiales; Aspergillaceae
Product: translation initiation factor 4B
Exons: 4
Coding region: 1-1377 (458 amino acids)
Molecular function (GO): RNA binding
Source: RefSeq, a predicted model, not a curated record